AUGGCCAGGAGUCAAGAUGGGAUCACUGCCCCCUUUUCAGACCCAGUCUACCUGAAAGCAGCCGUCUUGGAUCCAGCCUUUUCUCUGCUGUGGGUGGAGCCUCAUGUGCUGGUCAAUCGUGACAUCAAGGCAGAGGUGGCACAACAAGUUAAAGAAUUGAUCCUGCAAGAUGCUGCAGAGACUGAACAACCUGUGCUUCUUGGUGAUGAAGAGGACCUUGGUGAAGGAGAAGGGCUGUUUGGUGCAUACCGUAAGAGGCAGAAGAAGGAUGUCGGGACCUCUCCAGCACUACAGCUAAGUCACUACCUAGACAUAGCCGAUGGAGAGAGCGCCCUUUUGUUCUGGGCACUAAACAUGAAGACUCUUCCUUCACUCUACCGAGUGGCCAUCAGAGUGUUAGCAAGUGGCCGUGCACUAACCUACUGUAGGAUGGACAGGAAUGUACCCAUCCUGCGCUUGUGGUUUGACGUGGAGUUGGAACUCAUCCGGGACUUCAGACUGAAUGGGGUGGUGGGUGCUUUAGGACCUGGUGGGGAAGAAGUAGACGGGCCUGCCCGUGUGGCUGGCAUCGGUGUUGGCGGGGCUGUGUCUGCAGUAGUGGAAGAUGGAUCCGGCUCCUCCAUGGGAGGUUCAACAAUGGCCUCUCCUUAG
This is a messenger RNA of Knipowitschia caucasica, 651 nucleotides long. The record is from the annotation of a GenBank genome assembly. NCBI's taxonomy places the organism in Eukaryota, Metazoa, Chordata, Actinopteri, Gobiiformes, Gobiidae.